AUGCUGCUGACCACGCCGUCGAGCGAAUUCGAGACAUCGAACGCAAGCGACAGCGGCGGACUGCGAACAUACCGAACUGCGAAGUGCGUCAAGUACUCAAAGGAUGGCAAAUAUGAAAACUUCAGUUCACCAGCCAUUAUCACUUACGCAGGCCAAGGAUCAAUAAAAGCCACGCUUAAUCUUGAUUCUUCGGAGUGCUACGUAGCCAAGGACAAGUUCGGCUUCAUUCCAGAGGACCCAAAUCUGACGCCGAUAUCGUUCUCUCUCAUCUACACGGACUGCGUGACAUGCAGCGUUAUGAGACAUCGGUAUGCUGGGGAUGGUUACGGAUGCACUUAUUGGAGACGUGCCGAUUCGAUGCAAAAGCCCGACGACUGCUGCAAAUUCAUCUACGACGAGAAUUGCGGCACGUCACCGAAAUACGUGAUCUACGAUUCAUCCUGCGGAAAAUAGUGCGCGCCUAGUAACUUGUUG
Molecule: messenger RNA, 474 nt
Organism: Dermacentor silvarum
Lineage: Eukaryota; Metazoa; Arthropoda; Arachnida; Ixodida; Ixodidae
Exons: 5
Coding region: 1-453 (150 amino acids)
Biological process (GO): symbiont-mediated perturbation of host defenses
Molecular function (GO): amine binding
Source: RefSeq, a predicted model, not a curated record